This is a messenger RNA of Geodia barretti, 4368 nucleotides long. Lineage: Eukaryota; Metazoa; Porifera; Demospongiae; Tetractinellida; Geodiidae. The record is from the annotation of a GenBank genome assembly.
AUGAACCCGUUAAGAGAACUAGCCGAACACGGGCUAUAUUCUCCCCACUUUGAACAUGACAGUUGUGGAGUGGGCGUCGUCGCCAACAUCAAGGGCGGCCAGUCCCACCAGAUAAUCACGGAAUCCUUGCAGGUUCUGGUCAACCUGGGACACCGGGGCGCCUGCGGUUGCGACCCGGAGACCGGCGAUGGCGCAGGCAUUCUGAUGCAGAUGCCGCACACCUUCUUUCAAGAGAUCUGCCCAAGCCUGGGCAUCGACCUGCCCGAUCUGGGUGCCUACGGGGUCGGCAUGGUGUUUUUGCCACCGGACCCUGAAGCCCAGGUCAAGUGCGAGGACCUGAUAAACCGGUCCAUCGCAGCUGAAGGUCUCAAUCUGCUGGGAUGGCGUGAGGUGCCCGUAGAUCCGGACAAUCUGGGCCGUGACGCCCGCGCUGUCCAGCCUGCCAUACGCCAGGUAUUUGUCAGCGGAGGCGCCGAGACCACCGAUCCUGAUCAUCUCCAGCGCAAGCUGUACACCCUGCGCAAGGUCAUAGAAAGGUCAUUGCCCGACUGUGGCCUCAGCGACGAUGACGCCGACUACUUUUAUAUUUGCAGCCUUUCCAACAGCACCAUGGUUUAUAAGGGGCUGCUUAUGGCCCACCAGGUGGCCGACUUCUACCUGGACCUGAAAGACGAAUCGCUGGUCAGCGCCUUUGCGCUGGUCCAUUCCCGCUUCAGCACCAACACGCUGGGCCACUGGAAGCUGGCGCACCCCUACCGGUACCUGGCCCACAACGGGGAGAUUAACACCCUCCGCGGCAACUCGAACUGGAUGUACGCCCGCGAGUCCCAGUUCGAGUCCCCGAUGUUUGGGGCCGAUAUGGAGAAGAUUACCCCGAUAAUGACCCCCCGGGCCAGCGAUACAGCCGGUUUCGACAACGCCCUGGAAUUGCUUCUGAUAACCGGCCGGAGCCUCGACCACUCGAUGCUGAUGAUGAUUCCCGAGGCUUGGGAACAGCACGAGUCGAUGCCGCAGGAGAAAAAGGACUUUUACGAAUAUCACUCAUGCCUGAUGGAGCCAUGGGACGGCCCGGCAAUGAUUGUGGCCGCCAACGGCAAAGACAUCUGCGCCGUCCUGGACCGCAACGGUCUGCGCCCCUUCCGUUACACCGUGACCAAGGACGAUAAGCUGGUCAUGGCUUCCGAGACCGGUGUGCUGGAUAUCCCUGGCGAGAAUAUCCGGCAGCGGGGCCGCCUCCAGCCCGGCCGCAUGUUCCUGGUAAGCCUGGAUGAAGGACGAAUCAUCGGGGACGAAGAGCUGAAGCACGACUUGUCCCGCCGUCAUCCCUAUGGUGAAUGGCUGGCCGAGAACAAGGUUUCGCUGGAAGAUCUGGCAGAGGCUGAACCGGCCUCCCCGUUGCAGGGUAGUGAACUGGUCCAGCAGCAACGGGCUUUCGGCUACACCCUUGAAGAACUCCGCAUGUUGACCAUUCCAAUGGCCUCCACCGCCUACGAGGCGGUGGGUUCCAUGGGUAACGAUGCACCGCUGGCGGUACUAUCAGAGAAGAGUCAGCCUCUUUUCAACUAUUUCAAACAGUUGUUCGCCCAGCUCAAGACGCCCAUUAUCACCGACGAAGAACUGGCCAAGAUUCGCGACGUCAAUGUUGGCGAUGUCCGGGCCACUACUCUUUCCACCUUGUUCAACGCUCAGGGAGAAGGUUCCCUGAAGGAAGCCUUGGACCGGCUUUGCAACAAGGCUUCACAGGCUAUUAGCGACGGUUACAGCAUAAUCGUUCUGUCGGACCGGGGAGUUAAUGAGAAAAGCGCGCCCAUCCCCAGUUUGCUGGCCACUUCCGCUGUUCAUCACCAUCUGAUUCGCGAAGGCACCCGCACCAGGGUGGGAUUGGUUGUCGAGUCUGGUGAACCCCGUGAGGUACACCAUUUCUGCCUGCUUUUGGGUUAUGGCGCCGGCGCCAUCAACCCCUACCUUGCCCUGGCCACGACCCGGGAUCUGGCCGAGCGGGGCGAAUUAAACGGCACCAAGCCCGACUACGCUGUCAAGAACUACAUAAAGGCCAACGAGAAGGGCCUGCUCAAGGUAAUGUCCAAGAUGGGCAUUUCCACGGUGCAGAGCUACCGAGGCGCCCAGAUAUUUGAGGCGGUGGGCCUGAACCAGGAUUUCAUCGAUCGGUAUUUCACCUGGACCCCUUCCCGUGUCGAGGGAAUUGGCUUAGGGGUGGUUGAAGAGGAACAGCUGAACCGCCACCGGUUUGCAUUCCCUGAACAGGAGAUUGACGCAACGCUUGAUCUGGAUCCGGGUGGGACGUACCAAUGGCGGCGCCACGGCGAGGUUCACCAGUGGAAUCCGGACACCAUCGCCAAGCUGCAGUACGCCACUAAGGCCAAUAGCUGGGAUUCUUACCAGGAGUUUAGCCGGGCCGUUAACGACCAGAGCACACAGUUGGCCACCCUGCGCGGCCUGCUGGAGUUUAAGUCGGAUCGGGAAUCGGUGCCCUUGGACGAGGUGGAGCCUGCCAGGGACAUAGUCAAGAGGUUCGCCACCGGGGCGGCUUCCUUCGGAUCCAUCAGCAAAGAAGCACACGAAACCAUGGCUAUCGCCAUGAACCGUAUCGGCGCUCGCAGCAAUACUGGCGAGGGCGGUGAGGACUAUCAUCGCUACAUGCCGGACGAAAACGGGGAUUCACGCAAUAGCGCCAUCAAGCAGAUAAAGAUGGCUCAGGGCUCCAAGCCGGGCGAAGGUGGACAGCUGCCCGGCCACAAAGUGGACGAGGUAAUCGGCUGGGUACGGAACACUAUGCCAGGGGUCGAGUUGAUCUCGCCGCCACCACAUCACGACAUUUAUUCCAUCGAGGACCUGGCGCAACUAAUCCACGAUUUGAAGAACAUCAACCCAGAGUCUCGCAUCCACGUAAAGCUGGUAGCUGAGGUCGGCGUAGGUACUAUCGCCGCCGGUGUGUCAAAGGGCCACGGCGAUGUAGUAUUGAUCAGCGGCCACGACGGUGGGACUGGGGCGUCCCCCGAGUCUUCCAUCAAGCACGCGGGGCUUCCCUGGGAGCUUGGACUGGCCGAAACCCAACAGGUGCUGGUGGCUAACGACUUGCGCAGCCGCAUAGUAGUGCAGACCGACGGCCAGCUUAAAACCGGCCGCGACGCCGCCAUAGCCUUCCUGCUCGGCGCAGAUGAGAUCGGUUUUGCCACCGCACCCCUGAUUGUCAGCGGCUGUAUCAUGCUGCGCAAGUGCCACCUGAAUACCUGCUCGGUAGGCAUUGCUACCCAGGAUCCUGAGUUGCGCAAGCGGUUCGCCGGAAAGCCCGAGUACGUUAUCAAUUACUUCUUUUUCGUAGCCGAAGAGUUGCGGGAAAUUAUGGCCCAGCUAGGUUUCCGUACUGUCGAGGAUAUGAUAGGGCGCGUGGAAAUCCUGGAAGCCAAUACCGACGUUCAACAGUGGAAAGCCAGGGGCCUUGACUUCGAUAAGCUGCUUUACCGGCACCCAAAGUGUGACGAAGUAACGAUUUAUCAAUGCGACGUGCAGGACCACGGACUGGAACUCGCCCUGGACCACCAAUUGAUUAAGCAGGCCACUCCGGCAAUUGACCUAGGGGAGGCAGUUACAAUCGACCUGCCCAUCCGAAACUCGAAUCGCACCGUCGGGGCCAUGCUUAGCGGACGGAUUGCCAAGAAGUACGGCGAGGACGGCCUCCCUUCAGGAACCGUCAAGAUUAACCUGACCGGUUCGGCAGGGCAGAGCUUUGGCGCGUUUCUGGCCAAGGGCGUAGACAUCCGGCUGGCCGGCGAUACCAACGACUAUAUGGGGAAGGGCAUGAACGGCGGCAAGAUUGUCGUCGUACCCCCGCCGGGCUCAGACUUUGUGCCCGAAGAUAACAUCAUCAUCGGAAACGUCGCGCUCUACGGCGCCACCGGCGGACAGGCCUUUAUACGCGGCAUGGGUGGCGAGCGGUUCUGUGUCCGCAACAGCGGAGUGCAGGCAGUAAUUGAGGGCAUCGGCGACCACGGCUGCGAGUAUAUGACCGGUGGCGUAGCCGUGAUCCUUGGUCCCACCGGCCGCAACUUUGCCGCGGGCAUGAGCGGCGGCGUAGCCUUCGUAUACGACGCAAGCGGCGAUUUCGCCAACCACUUCAACGACGGUAUGGCCGACCUCGAAGAUGUUGCAGAGUCUGAGGACAUCGUCCUGCUCCGCCAUUUAAUUGAAGCCCACCUUGAAAACACCGGCAGCACUCCGGCAAGCCAGGUCCUGUCUGACUGGGACCGGUCACUGACCAAGUUCAAGAAGGUCAUGCCUCGGGACUAUCGCCGGGUACUUGAAGAACGUAAGAAAGCCGCAGAACUGGAAGUAGCUAUUAAUGGGUAA